Drosophila kikkawai is the source of this 2390-nucleotide messenger RNA. RefSeq lists its product as uncharacterized. Gene Ontology annotation, biological process: mitophagy by internal vacuole formation; mitochondrial protein catabolic process. Gene Ontology annotation, cellular component: mitochondrial outer membrane. The record is from RefSeq and is a predicted model, not a curated record. Lineage: Eukaryota; Metazoa; Arthropoda; Insecta; Diptera; Drosophilidae.
UUUACUGCGAUCGGUAGUGCUCCUCCGGAUGGUUUUUCUUUUGAUUUUCCUCAAAUAUUUUUUCGCGCGUGCUUGAACGGUAAACCACGAAAUAGUGAGAAGAAUUUAAAGAGUGAAGGGGACAGAGACCGAAAGAGACAGACUCUGAGGAAUUUCCCGUGGCAUUUGCACUCCACAAAUGUUGGAUGAGUUAAUGAAGUGCAAAAAUGUUUGUAGACGAGCUUGUCAAAUGGAAAUUGCCAGCCUGAACACGUAAAAAAAAAAACACGAAGGCACCGUCAACGCUUUGAUUUGCGGUUGCAUUCUGCAAGAUACAAGCUCAAGCUCAAGCUAAAAGAUACAAGAUACAAGAUACAAGUACAAGUACAAUCUUAAGAAACCCCAAAGACGGUAUUUGACCCUGUCGCUUUCGGCAGCCAAGUGAAAAUUGCACAGCAGCAGUUGGGGAAAACGGGCAACCAAGACUUUUCCGGUGUCAAGUGAGAAGAAGACCUGGUGAUUCCUCUCCUGCGGAUCAGAUCUCGGAUCUUGGAUUAGUGGCACACUUACCCACAACCAGCACUGCUGGUAAAAACCAUACCCCAAACUCCCCCACUGACUGGUGACUGGAGCCCACAUAGAGCCCCGCAUAGCCAUGGAGCCCACGCCCAAUAUGCUGAAGCAGAUCUUGCUGAAGAACCACCAGGACGCCAUCCUCCUUUCGCAGGGCAUCCAGCCAUCGCCGCCCUUGUCUAUUUGCAGUGCUUCCAUGGCGGACAGCAGGGAACGGAUUAGGGGACCUUCGCGGGAUGGCCGGGAGUUCCUCACUAGUCCCAGGCAGGUCCUACGCCGCCUGAUGCUCCUCUCGGAGGGCAGGCAGUACAGAGAGGCUGCCGGAGUGGUGGGGCGAUUGGGUCCCUCGGUUCUAAGAUCUGUUAUAGCCGAGCUGCCUUUGGAUCUCCUGCUGGAGCAUCUGCCUCACAGUGCCUAUUUGCUGGAGUCGUUUUUUACCAGAUUAACCACCCUGAACACCACUCCCAAGCCGGAGGUGCCCAGCGAAACCGUGGCCUGGCAGCUGGUGCGCCUGUUUGCCAAUCCCCACGAAUCUGGGCUGCGUCAGCGCUGCACUCGACUGCUCCAGGCUCUGGCCCAGUAUGAGCCCGCUCUCCGGCAAACUGUAAGAGAUCGCCGGCGAAGCUUUGACAAUGCAGUGCAGGGUCUCGGAGUCCAUGGACUCACCACCGAUGCCUCUGGCCAGCUCAUAUCCCUGCAUGUGGCUCUAAAAACGGAGUUGCAGCGCCAUGUCGACACCUACAAGAUGGCCAUUCACAAGUUGGAGGAGCUGAGCAUGGUGACUGUGAACCAGGAUCCUGCCCACUCCUCCCACCAGCGUCUAUUGGCCAUUAAUUACGGGGACAUCCAACAGCGACUGAUUGACAACAAGACCCUGCUCACGAUGCUGGAUAAGCCGGCGCUGAAGCAGCUCCACACGCUGGUGGAGAACUUGAGCACGCGAGUGGAGAAUGACAAGGAGGUGUUGUCCUGCGUGGGUCAAGUGCGUCGCUUGGAUUCACAGGCUCUGGUAGAGAAGCGUCCUGCGGCCGGCCUACUGAUGAACUUCUCCCGCGGCUGCGAGGUGGUGCUCCAUAUGAUGGGUCCCGAGGGUGGCCCACCAGGCUCACUGUCUGGUUCAAUAUCCAUGGGCAAGGCCACGCCACCGGGAGGAGCCAGUGGAAGCAGCUGCAGCGAUGGCUAUCACUCUGAUGAUUCGGGCAGUGAUGAUGGGAGCGAAAUGGUGUCGCUCUAUCGGAGUCUCUACGUCGAGAACCGAGCGGACGCACUGGAGGCGUUGGACAGUCUGCCGCAGAUAAAACAUGCGCACAGCCUCAAGGGGAAGAUACUCUUCUCGAUGAUUGUGCUCUCCUUCCGCCUGUGCCACGGUAUGCGGGAGCGCAAGGUGCUAGAGGUGCGACGCGUCUUGAACUGCUCUUUGGAGGGCAGUAGUGAGACCACCUUGGCCCUGGACAGAUCCGUGCGCCAGCAUCUCCAUGAGACCGCCGAUAGCUUUCCUCUGGGCGAGAUCGAGCGAUCGGUGUUCAACCAGGUGCUAUCCACGCUGCACGAGUACCCCUGCCUGGAGUCCUGUCCCCCGCUGACGCACUACGUCAGUGCCUGUGUGCGUCUGGCGUGGCGGAUGAUCAACCAGAAGUCGCCCUACUACCUGGACAUGGACUUUAACCUCGGUUUUCUACGUCCCGAGAAACACGAGCGGCAUCCCCAAGCGGACCGGCGUUCGGAUCUGAUCAAGGCCUUCCUUUGGCCCGCUUUGAUGCAGAACAAUCAAUGUGCCUUCAAGGCGGUGGUGGCCACCUGAGGAUCCAGAUUAACUCUAUUUGUACAUACUCCCGCGU